AUGCUUUUAUCUAUAAACUCUGACACAAGAACGGUGUACAAAUUUUUGUUACGUUAUUCCUUAUGGAAGAGCUUUGAGCAUCCUGGGGACACAUUCUUACCAGGAGCAGAGUUGGGUCGUAAUGUCAAAACUGGGGAGAGUUUUGUGUUGACUUCGUGGAAUAGCAAUAGUGAUCCUUCAGUUGGAGAUUUCACUUUUGGAGUUUCCAAAACGAAACCACCAGAAGUUUCCAUUUGGAUAAACGGAUCGAAGGUACUAUGGAGAAGUGGACCAUGGGCUAAAAUUAAGUUCACGGGUAUACCAGACAUGGAUCCAAAUUAUGGAAGUCCUUCCAAUCUCGUAGAAGAAGCAGAAGAAGGAACGAUACGUCUCCGUUUUAAUUGGGACUACAACAACUCGGCUGUGGGAAUAAUUUUCAUCACAUCUACAGGUGUUCUAACACUUGAGGCAAAAGAAAUAGAUAAAGGCAACGACUGGUAUACGGACUGGGUGGCACCAGCGACUCGCUGCGAUGUCUAUGGAGUUUGUGGACCUUUUGGGGUAUGCAACGAGUCUGUGUCUCCCAUUUGCAAGUGUUUGAAGGGUUUUGAACCAAAAUCAUUUGAAGAGUGGAGCAAAGGAAAUUGGACUGGAGGGUGCCUGAGACGGAACCAAUUAAGUUGUGACAAAAACACCACUGGUUUAGCCUCACAAAGAGGUAAAAACGAUGGAUUUUGGAAGAUAGGUAAUGUGAAACUUCCCGAGUUAUAUGAAUAUGAGAUUGACUAUUCUGAUAAGGAGAGCUGUCAAAACUGGUGCCUGAAUAAUUGCUCUUGCAUAGCUUAUGCAUAUGUAGAAGGAAUAGGGUGUUUAGUCUGGUACAAAGGCCUGAUUGACAUUAGUCCCUAUGAUGCAGAAGACCUUUUCCUUCGCCUUGCUGACGCAGAAAUAGAUGGAGGAGCAGGACAUAAAGUUAAGAAGAUUAUCAUCAGCCUUGCAACUCUUUCUACUGUUGGGACAAUAGCAGUCAUAGUAUUAUGUUUGCAGAGACGGAGAGAUAGAAAAAAGGGAAACACUAUGGAGACCACAGAGCACAUUGACUUUGGCACCAUUUUACAUGUGACAAACAACUUCAGCCCAACGAACAAACUUGGGCAAGGAGGAUUUGGUUCUGUUUACAAGGGAAAAUGUCCGGAUGGGAGGGAAAUAGCAGUUAAAAAACUCUCUAGUAGCUCAGGGCAAGGCACAGAAGAAUUCAAGAAUGAGUUGAUAUUGAUCUCAAAACUCCAACACAGAAAUCUUGUUAGGCUCUUGGGCUACUGCAUUGAGAAAGAAGAGAAAUUACUAGUUUAUGAGUUCAUGCAAAAUAAAAGCCUGGACAAUUUCAUCUUUGAUCCAAGAGGAAGAGAACAGCUGAACUGGGGUACUCGGGUGAACAUCAUACUAGGAGUUGCUAGAGGUCUUUUAUAUCUCCAUCGUGACUCAUCUUCAAGAGUGAUACACAGAGAUUUAAAGGCCAGCAACAUUCUUUUAGAUGAGAAGAUGAACCCAAAGAUAUCAGACUUUGGAUUGGCUCGCAUUUUCGAAGGAACACUGGAUCUCGCAAAUACUCAAGGGGUUGUUGGAACUUUAGGCUACAUGUCUCCUGAAUAUGCCAUGGGUGGAGUCUUUUCAGAAAAAUCAGAUGUCUUUAGCUUUGGCGUAUUGAUCUUAGAGAUAGUUAGCGGCAAGAAGAACUCUAACUUCCAUUAUUAUGAGAAACCUCUUAGCCUUAUUGCUCAUGUGAGUUCAAGUUAUAAUAUUUUUUUAGAGUGUCGUUGUUUGAUAUUUAAGAUGUAACACUUUCUUAUAAUAAUUAUUAAAUUAAAUUAAGUAGGACUUAAUAUUAAAUUUCACUGGUUACAACUUUUUCUGAUGUUGGGUGUGACUAACCCUUCUUUUUUAUAUUUUUCAAGGAGACUAGAUAGUAGAUACGAGUAUGACUAUACGUCAAUAUAAAAGGGGCAAUGUCCCACGUCUUUUUAUUGGAGCUAUGUCUGAGAAUAAUAACUAUAAUAACUGUGGAGUAAAUUCCCUCAUGAGCUGUCAAAACCAGAAACAAACAGAACAUCAGUUACAACCAACUCAGCAAGUCUCUAGACACAACAUCUAAUUAACCCAACCGUUUACAACAACAAUUUUUUUUUUCUUUCAUGUAAAAGGGAAAGAAAGGGGCUGUGAGUGUGAGGCUUGACCAUUCUUGUAAAAGGGGUUCAGCUUUUGGUUGACUCUUGAGAAGAAAAAGAUACAGAGAGAGUUUGUAAGAAAGGGGUUUAUUUUGUAAGGGUUCUGAAAAGAAAAGAAAUACAGAAAACGAAAAGAAAAACUGAGAGAAGGAAGGAAGGAUUACCUGUCGAUACUGUGGCAUGGAUUCCUUGAUCAUUGAUGUACCAAAUUGAAUGUCUAGUGCAGAUCUGAGCUUCCCUGAGGAGAGCUCAACGAGGUCGUAACCCAGAUUGGGGUGAACCUCGAUAAAAUUGUUGUCUUGCAUCCUCUCUUUAUUUUUCUUUCUUCUGAUUGCUUGAACUUGUUGAUUGCUUCUGAUUUCUGAAUGGUUUGUGCAUGAGUUCUCGAAGUCUUGUUCAACUCUGCAUAGAUAAAAGUCAGGUAAAAGGUUUUAAUCUAUUAGCUGAAUAUUCAUUGAACUCUGUGGUCAUUUUGGUCCACACGCGUGAUUGUUGAAAGGUCAUUUGUGACCUUGGUUUUGCUAAUGUGUCUGUGAGUUGGUGUAGGGCAGAAAAGUAAUUUUCCUUCCUACAAUAACGUAUGUGGAAAACCAGGUGGAGUCAAGCUUCCCUUUGAGAAGAGAAGACCUAUGGUGGUGAUAGUUUUAUAGUAGACUUGUCUAUAUAUGUCAUUUUAUCUUGAUUCUCGUUCUAAUCCACAAGAUUGAUGAUG
Humulus lupulus (European hop) is the source of this 2916-nucleotide messenger RNA. Its product is annotated as G-type lectin S-receptor-like serine/threonine-protein kinase At1g61480. Gene Ontology annotation, molecular function: ATP binding; protein kinase activity. The coding region runs from base 1 to 1818 and encodes 605 amino acids. The transcript is spliced from 8 exons. Gene Ontology annotation, biological process: recognition of pollen; protein phosphorylation. The record is from RefSeq and is a predicted model, not a curated record. Lineage: Eukaryota; Viridiplantae; Streptophyta; Magnoliopsida; Rosales; Cannabaceae.